CGGAGCCGCUUUGUCCCGGCUGACGGCGGCCGAGGUUGCGGGGAGGAGCGGGCGGGAGGCACGGAGCCGGGGACACACGGACCGCGAGACCGGAGGCGGGGCGCGCCGCGCACGGCCCCACGCCCAGGCCCGCGGGCACCGCGCCCGCCCCCACGCGCUCGCACCGGCGGGCAGGUGAGCAGGCAGCGCCGCGCCCGCAGUCACCGGCCCCGCGGACGCCGGAGCCGCCGCCUCAGCCCCUGCCGGCGCUUCGUGGACGCCCAGCAGGAAUGAGGGGAGAAUCUUACUUCAUUGGAAUGAGGAGCCUCGGGCAGCAGGGGCAUACCCCGGAAGAUGGAGAACUUUUCUUGCUCUGCUGCAUAGACAGGGACUGGGCUGUAACUCGGUGUUUCGCAGAGGAAGCCUUUCAAGCAAUCACUGACUUCAACGACCUCCCCAACUCACUGUUUGCAUGCAAUGUUCACCAGUCAGUGUUCGAAGGAGAAGAAAGCAAGGAAAAAUUUGAAGGUCUGUUUCGGACUUACGAUGACUGUGUGACCUUCCAGCUAUUUAAGAGUUUCAGACGUGUCCGAAUAAACUUCAGCAAUCCCAAAUCUGCAGCCCGAGCCAGGAUAGAGCUUCAUGAAACCCAGUUCAGAGGGAAAAAAUUAAAACUCUACUUUGCACAGGUUCAGACUCCAGAGACAGACGGUGACAAGCUGCAUUUGGCUCCACCACAGCCUGCCAAACAAUUCCUCAUCUCACCCCCGGCGUCUCCUCCCGUGGGCUGGCAGCCCAUCAGUGAUGCCACGCCAGUCCUCAACUACGACCUCCUCUAUGCCGUGGCCAAACUAGGACCAGGAGAGAAGUAUGAGCUCCAUGCAGGGACUGAGUCCACCCCAAGUGUCGUCGUGCACGUGUGUGACAGUGACAUAGAGGAAGAAGAGGAUCCAAAGACUUCCCCAAAGCCAAAAAUCAUCCAAACCCGGCGUCCUGGCCUGCCACCCUCCGUGUCCAACUGAGCUCACCGCUCCGCCUCAACGAUAAUAUCUGUCUCCUCUUUAUCAUGCUUUUUUUCCCUCUGUUGUUUGUUUGUCAAAAAAAAAAAAUAAUUGCCUUUCAA
Acinonyx jubatus (cheetah) is the source of this 1102-nucleotide messenger RNA. It is a transcript of the gene RCAN2, whose product is annotated as regulator of calcineurin 2. Gene Ontology annotation, molecular function: calcium-dependent protein serine/threonine phosphatase regulator activity; nucleic acid binding. Gene Ontology annotation, cellular component: cytoplasm; nucleus. NCBI's taxonomy places the organism in Eukaryota, Metazoa, Chordata, Mammalia, Carnivora, Felidae. Gene Ontology annotation, biological process: calcium-mediated signaling. The coding region runs from base 270 to 1001 and encodes 243 amino acids. The record is from RefSeq and is a predicted model, not a curated record. The transcript is spliced from 5 exons.